CCUUUUAUUUACGCUCCAUCAGUUUGUAUGCCCGUAAAGGGAAGGAGGUGCUGUCUGCAGAAAGCUCAAGGAAAAAUUGUGAAACAUGUAUAAAGCAAUUAACAAAACAAAUCUGAGACAACUGCCCAGUCUGUUCCAGAGAUUUCAGAGUACAUUAGUGGUGGCCGAGCACAACAAUGACACACUGACCCCAAUCACACUAAACGCCAUCACUGCAGCCAGCAAAAUAGGAGGGGAGGUGGCCUGUCUUGUUGCUGGAACAAAUUGCACAAAGGUUGCAGAAGAAGUUAGCAAAGUUAAAGGAGUCCAAAAAGUUCUGGUGGCCCAGCAUGAUGCAUAUAAGGGUGCUCUGGCUGAGGAGCUGACCCCCCUGAUUUUGGCGACACAGAAGCAGUUCAGCUUCACACACAUUUGUGCUGGAGCCUCUGCCUUUGGGAAGAACCUCCUGCCCCGAGUUGCUGCAAAGCUUGAUGUAGCUCCAAUCUCAGACAUCAUUGAGAUCAAAUCUCCAGACACUUUCGUCAGAACCAUCUAUGCGGGGAACGCUCUCAGCACGGUCAAGUGCAACGAGCCCGUCAAGGUCCUCACGGUGAGAGGGACUUCGUUUGAGGCGGCGGCGGCGGAAGGAGGCAGCUUAGCCACUGAGGAAGUCUCCCCUUCUUCUCCUGUGGGUGUGUCCGAAUGGUUGGAGCAGACCCUGACCAAGAGUGACCGUCCAGAGCUCACCAGCGCCAAGGUGGUGGUGUCAGGAGGCAGAGGGCUGAAGAGUGGGGACAACUUCAAGCUGCUGUACGACCUGGCUGACAAGAUGAACGCUGCAGUUGGUGCGUCCAGAGCGGCUGUCGAUGCUGGCUUUGUCCCCAAUGACAUGCAGGUUGGGCAGACUGGCAAAAUUGUGGCUCCGGAACUGUACAUUGCUGUUGGUAUAUCUGGAGCCAUUCAACACCUGGCUGGGAUGAAGGACAGUAAGACAAUUGUGGCCAUCAACAAAGACCCAGAAGCUCCAAUUUUCCAGGUGGCUGACUAUGGUUUAGUUGCUGAUCUUUUCAAGGCUGUCCCUGAAAUGACUGAGGCUUUGAGCAAGUGAUCAGCAUCAAGCCAGGCCUCCUGCCCUUGUCCAUUCUCAACAUGAAAGGAUGGAUGUCCAAGAUCAUACUGGAAUCUUUCUCCAACGUUAUAAAUCUGCCUUAUCACGCUACCGUCGCCAUUUUGGAAGAAGUACUUGUGUGUAAGACAUGCCCAUAAUAGUCUCCGAGGUCCAAGAUUUUGUAAUCCUUUCUAAUUUCAGACAGAUUUUCUCUGUUAACCAGUAGUGUCUGCAACUCUUGUAUUUUAGUACAUAAUAAAAUGUAAUAAAGGGUACUGCAAUUUUGGAAAUACUAAGCUUUGUCUUUUGGGUUUGCAGUCUGUCCAGUGACUUAGCCAAUCCCUUGAGCCAGAAUGACAAGCCACCAAUGAGGCUUCUCUACAUUAAAUCGCUGGGUUUACAGAAGGGUGCUAUAAAGUUGGAUCUCAGAACACAUUAAUGAUCACAUAAUAAAUGGUCUCGCCACAUUGCUACAGCCACUGUUGCCACUAUACUCAAGGU
This is a messenger RNA of Megalops cyprinoides (Indo-Pacific tarpon), 1588 nucleotides long. RefSeq names its product electron transfer flavoprotein subunit alpha (gene etfa). Gene Ontology annotation, cellular component: mitochondrion. The record is from RefSeq and is a predicted model, not a curated record. Gene Ontology annotation, molecular function: electron transfer activity; flavin adenine dinucleotide binding. Bases 86 to 1087 code for a protein of 333 amino acids. The transcript is spliced from 12 exons. Lineage: Eukaryota; Metazoa; Chordata; Actinopteri; Elopiformes; Megalopidae.